AAAAAAAAAGAAUAAAUUUGAGAUUUUGAAUUAGAAAAAAUGCAAUCAAGAGUGGGAAGCUUUGUGUUAUUGGAGGAAGAAAUGCAAAUCCCUCCACUCAAAAUGAUAAACCAACCAAACAAAAGUUUCCCUCCAAAACUAUUUCUCAUCUUGCUUCUGUUGGGAGGAUUCAUAGCGUUCUCGUAUAUCGGUACGUACACGUAUACGAGCCGUUACACCACCAUCCAUAGCUCGGUCCCGAUUUCACAGCCGAGGUUUCAAUUCAAAUGCUUUCAAGAAUUGAAGAAUUUGGGUAGUUGGAUUAGGCCUCCAUCUACACUUUGGCACGAAAUGAACGAUACCGAGCUCUUUUGGCGGGCGUCUUUCGUGCCUAAAAUCGAAGGGUACCCCUUCAAAAGGACCCCCAAGAUUGCAUUCAUGUUCUUGACAAGAGGGCCUUUGCCUAUGGCGCCUCUUUGGGAGAAAUUCUUUAAAGGGUACGAUAAUCUUUACUCGAUUUACAUCCACUCGUUGCCUUCGUAUCGGCCCAAGUUCCAACGCUCGUCGCCUUUUUAUGGCAGGCAAAUACCAAGCCAGGUUGCCGAAUGGGGAAUGAUGAGCAUGUGCGACGCGGAAAGACGCCUCCUAGCAAACGCACUCCUCGAUUUCUCCAACGAGUAUUUCGUCCUGUUAUCCGAAGCCUGCAUCCCGAUCCGAAACUUCACAACGGUCUACAACUACAUAACGGGCUCCCUUUACAGCUUCAUGGGCUCGUUCGACGAGCCCGGCCCGUUCGGGAGGGGCCGUUACAGCUUCAAGAUGUGGCCAUUGAUAAAACGCUCCCAGUGGCGAAAAGGGUCCCAAUGGUUCGAGAUCAACCGCCAGCUGGCGGUCGACGUUAUCAAGGACAGCAAAUACUACUCCACGUUCGAGAAGUUCUGCAGAGGGGACUGCUACGUGGACGAGCACUACUUUCCGACCAUGCUGACCAUGCAGUCCCCUCACCAGCUGGCGAAUAGGUCUUUGACCUGGGUUGACUGGUCAAGGGGCGGGCCCCACCCCGCCACUUUCGGACCGUACGAUUUGAGGGAUGGAUUUUUCGACCGGAUUGUUUUUGGCGGGAAGAAUACGUGCGCGUACAAUGAUGGGAGGACCGAUUUGUGCUAUCUAUUUGCUAGGAAGUUUGCUCCCGGUGCGUUGGAUCGUUUGAUGGAGAAUUCGUUCGACUUUUUCGGGUUUUAA
Molecule: messenger RNA, 1221 nt
Organism: Erythranthe guttata (spotted monkey flower)
Lineage: Eukaryota; Viridiplantae; Streptophyta; Magnoliopsida; Lamiales; Phrymaceae
Product: glycosyltransferase BC10
Cellular component (GO): membrane
Molecular function (GO): glycosyltransferase activity
Source: RefSeq, a predicted model, not a curated record